Molecule: messenger RNA, 1456 nt
Organism: Desarmillaria tabescens
Lineage: Eukaryota; Fungi; Basidiomycota; Agaricomycetes; Agaricales; Physalacriaceae
Exons: 15
Coding region: 103-1368 (421 amino acids)
Biological process (GO): magnesium ion homeostasis
Source: RefSeq, a predicted model, not a curated record
GUUUGGUCGCGACCAUCUUCUUUGCCAACCAUCACGACGUUCCCUUGUCUUUUUACCUUCAUUGUCGUUCCAUCGGAAAAGUAAACUCAUAUUGGAUAACUUAUGCAAAGGCGGUCUCUCUAUAUUCUUCUGCUUAACGGACUAGCUCGCGCUCUUCCUUCCUUCAAGCUCAACGACGAUGGCGGCUUGCGCACGAACGGGCAUCCUACAGUGGAACGUGGUUCGCCGGAGUUCUGGUACAAAAUAAUUAUCAGUGGUGUUCUUGUAUUGCUAGGCGGUGUCUUUGCUGGCCUUACUCUUGGACUCAUGGGUCUAGAUGAACUCCAUCUACGCGUGCUGUCAGCUUCAUCCGACGACCCCGUUGAGAAGAAAAAUGCCAAGAAAGUGUUGGCGCUCAUGCAGAAAGGAAGGCAUUGGGUAUUAGUUGUCCUUCUCCUUGGAAAUGUCAUCAUCAACGAGAGUCUUCCCAUUUUCCUUGACGGCGCGAUCGGAGGAGGUGUGGCUGCUGUAGUAAUUUCGACAGCUGCUAUCGUCAUCUUCGGAGAGAUUAUUCCACAAUCGCUGAGUGUAAGAUACGGCCUAUCCAUCGGCGCGGCAUGCACACCAUUCGUACUAGCGUUGAUGUAUAUUUUCGCUCCCGUCGCUUAUCCUAUAGCCAAACUCUUGGACUAUGUCCUUGGCGCUAACGAGGCACACACCUACAGAAAAGCAGAGCUAAAAUCUUUUCUAGAAUUCCAUCGCACUGGAGAGGAGCCUUUGAGAGACGACGAAAUAUCCAUCUUGAGUGGCGUGUUGGAACUCAACUCAAAAAAUGUUGAAGAAAUAAUGACGAGGAUGGAGGAUACUGUUACGCUUAGCAAGGACACAAUACUGGACCACAGCACAGUCGACAAGAUUAUAAUGAGCGGAUACUCGCGCUUCCCGGUACACGAACCCGACAACCCGUUGGCUUUUGUUGGGCUAUUAUUAGUCAAGAAGCUGAUUAACUACGAUCCCGCCCAAGCCCUCCCGGUGUCUAGUUUUGCGUUGUCUAUCUUGCCUGAGGCUCACCCUUCGAUCAACUGCUUCCAUGCAUUGGAUUAUUUCCAAACCGGGCGAGCCCAUCUUCUUCUCAUAUCACAUACUCCGGGAGUAGCGGGUGGUGCAAUCGGGGUUGUUACCCUUGAAGACAUAAUCGAAGAAAUCAUCACCGAGGAGAUUGUUGACGAAACCGAUCGCUACGAAGAUAACGUCAAUAAGCGUCGUGCUAAGCGGCUGACGAACGCUGCUCUCAUGAAGGGAAUUGUCGAACGUCGCAGGAAUGCCUCGAUUUCCUCUCCUAUAAACGAGAGUACGCCAUUGUUAGGGAAGAAUCCCAAUCCUGAGUGAAUUACCAGCAGACCAUGAGACGACUGCUCUUUAUGCCUUCGUUCUCGUUCGCUUUUCUAAGUUGGACUGUUUGUUGCUGUCAUGAAUC